AUGAACGCAGAACGUUCGAAAUAUGCUGCCACGAUUUUGGUCGGCAAAAAACCACUCGAAGCCACCGAAAUUAUUCGAUUGCGACUUUCACAGGCCAAACUCAUAAACAAGCAAUUCUUCUUGCUGUUCCGGGAGUUGGCGGAAUUGAAACGUCACCAGGCUCAGCAAUUACGCCAGAUUAUUGCAAAGAAUGAAGAUUUGAACAAGCUGUUGAUGCGGGACAUGCUCGAAAGUAGGGUUUUGACGUCAGAAGAGUUGCGUGACUUUCGGUUCGAUUCAUUGGGCGAAGUGGCCGGACUUUGGGAUGGGAUCAUAGGCGGUCUGAAAGUGGACUUGCAGUCCAGCUCUGCGUUGCACCAUUUGCUCGAUAGAAACGUAUCUGCUGAGCUCAGGGAAUCGACAGAAAGAGACCCCCUAUGGCUGCAGAGCAGAAAGCUGCAUUCCGAUUUGUGUAGAAUAGCAACGGAACACGACCAACUCACGAAAAAGGACAACGCAGGAUCGGAGUCCGUAAACACAGAAAGACUCCGUGAAAUCAACAGCCAAUGGGACUCGCAGGCCGCUAAUCUAUUUGAGAUUUUCGAAGAAACAGAUUAUAGACGACUACUAGAGCUAAAGAACUGCAUUUCCAGGUAUGAAAGCGGACUGAUCGACUAUUCGAAUUCGAACCGGGAGCAAUGUGAAAAGACGAUGGCUCAUGUUCUGAACUUCGAUGUCGAGGGAGAAAUCGAUAGAUUUGCGCAAGCUGCCUUAAAGUACGAUUUCGACUUCAAAAUACCAGCCGUCCAACAAACUGACGUCACUUCCUCAUCUGAAACUGGCUCUGGUGCUUACAAAAAACACGAGAAGUCUACGAAAAAUGGCCAUGGGGCUUUUGGUGGACUUGCUAACAGGCUGUCGUCGUCAGGUACUGUAGUCAAGCACGACCUUAUGAAAUCCGAGUUUUCAGAUUCCGCCAACAACACAACAUUGAAAUCGAAGCAACCCACGAACAAACUCAAGUCAAAAAUGGGCUCGCUUUUUGGGCGGAAAAAAUUGAAAAAUAAGAAAUCUGGAAAGCUGCAGGAAAAUGCCAUCACCGAAGCGGAAGAGGCAUCAGUGAGGACAUCCGAUUCAACUCGGAAUCGCAGCACAAACGUCAAUUCAGAUUCCGACUCUCAAAUUUAUACCUCUCGUGCUACUGCCGAGACAUCCAAUAAUGUGAAUGAAGCCGAUCUGCCUCCACCUAAACCAAGUUUCACCGGGACAAGUUCAACACUCUCGAUCAAUCAACCAUCGUUAAAACCACAGCCUAGAGGAAGAACGAACACAGGCGAUCUGCGCGCUGCUGAUGGUACAUUACCUGCACGCAGCAACGAUGUGCCCAAUUCGGCAAAUGACUCGCAAUCAGGAGAAGCGUCCCGCUCUACGGUUGGGGUCCCUGAACCCGUCACGAAUACUACACAGCCCAUUCACAUUCAAGCUCCCCAGGUACCCGCUCCCCCUCCAGCUCGCAAAACAGGCCACCCUAUUGCAGCAACUUUGGCAAGGGAGUCGCAUGGCUCUGUUCCCGCACCAGCUAUAAGUGCGAGACGCGACAUUCAAUCGACCCUGUUCACUGACCUCUCUCAAGCUGAUAUAGAUGCACAACAGAAUAAGCGUCAGUCAUCGCUUGCUUCUCAAAUGACCGGAGAAUUGAAGGCUUUGAAUCCACAAGUUACAGGUUCAUCGAUAUCAGUCGCUCCGGCCACGGGUCAAUCAAUUUUUCAGCACUCAGAGCUCACGUCUUUCGGAUUCAAUGCAAGCGUGGCCGAAGUUAUCAGUGCCACUUUCCGUGAAGGCGGUCUGAUCUCUUCUCAGCUCAUAGGUGAGAUUGCUCUCAACUUCGUGGCUGAUAGCGACACUUUGCCAAUCGACAUAAACUUGAGGAUCAAAAACUUCGAAAGCGUGGAAAAGGUCAUUGUUAAUCACGCGUUUAUCGAGCAGGUUGGGCCUGGUGCUUUCAAAGUGAAUCCUCAGUUUAUCGAGUCCAAAACCUUGGGCGCUUUCAAAUACGCACUUUCUGACCCUGUCGCCCCAAUUGUGAUUAAUCCAGUAUGGCGAUUCGAGAAUCAUCAAUCUAGCGUAGCACUCACGCUCAGUAUAGCGCCCAACGUCCACGCUUCUAUCCAGCAGUUGGUUAUUGAAGACCUCAUUGUGUUUGUAUCAAUCGAGGGUGCCAAUGCCACAAGUGCACUUUCAAAGCCACAAGGCUCUUUCAGUAGGGAGAAAAAGAGAAUCACUUGGAGGUUCAAGGAGCCCAUUACUAUCAAUAGAAAUGGGGAACAGCGGUUGAUCGCGAGGUUUUUGACUGACGGAAAGGCUUCCGAGUCGCCAAAAGGUGUUGAAGCCAAGUUCACGAUUAGAAACUUGAACUCAGGAGACUCUAUUGAGUUAGAGAGUCAGGAAGUCGAUGCUACUGAUCCUUUCGCGGCCGAUGCAGCUUGGAGUCUUGUUUCUUCCAAGCGUACGAUGGUCGCUGGAAAUUAUUCGGGACUUUCGUGA
Molecule: messenger RNA, 2523 nt
Organism: Lachancea sp. 'fantastica'
Lineage: Eukaryota; Fungi; Ascomycota; Saccharomycetes; Saccharomycetales; Saccharomycetaceae
Source: the annotation of a GenBank genome assembly